This is a messenger RNA of Acanthosepion pharaonis, 1374 nucleotides long. NCBI's taxonomy places the organism in Eukaryota, Metazoa, Mollusca, Cephalopoda, Sepiida, Sepiidae. The record is from the annotation of a GenBank genome assembly.
AUGAACAGUGAUGCCGUUUGUAGCAAUUGUCAUCGUUUAGAAAACGACAACAUAACUGGCGGCUGGCUUGGUCAGUCGAGUGCAUCUUCUAUGCUUAACAUGGACGAAGGAGAAUCUAAUAACAGCGGAUUAAGUGAAGAACAACUUCCUGUUGGAUUAGUGCUUAAAAAAGCUCUGAUUAUAUUUCGUCAUGGGGCUAGGACCCCACUAUUUACAAUCCCCAAUAUCCCACAGGCUAAUUAUGAAGCAGAGAGCUUGAUGGUAGACAUGGCUGAGACUAGUUUUGGUUAUGACAUAAUCAAUGCUCAAUCAAAUGGUCCAAGACCAUUCUCUCAAGCAGAAACGUGUUAUUCUUCUGUAGUUCUUAAAGGAGGUUGUUUAAGUGGUCAGUUGACCCUUCUGGGUCAGCAGCAGACCUACAACUUGGGCCAGGUUUUAAAGAAAGACUAUGUUGUCCACCAUAAGUUGAUCGAUCAAGAAUAUAACAAGGACCAAAUUUUCCUCAAGUCUACAAAUAUCAAUCGCACAGUGAAAUCACUUUGCUGUGUUAUUGCUGGCUUAUUUGGAGUAGAGUCCCUACAAAAGAAAGCUCCUGUGCAAAUUCCAGUAUCAGAUGAAAGUAAUGAAGUUUUGAUACCAAAUCCUACCUAUUGUCCUAAUCUGCAGAUCUAUCACUUACAGGCCCAGAAAAAUGCAGACCUUGCAUCAGGAACAUUACAUGACCGUCUCAUUAUAGAGAAAUGCAUUGGAAUUGACUCAAUAAAUACUAAGCAUCGAUUGAGAUGGAUUGAAACAAGGGAUGAUCUAGUUGCUCGAAUGGCUCAUAAUCUGGAAAUACCUAAAGAGCUAGUGCCAUACAUGGAAAUGAUUGAUAAGAAUGCUACUAUGCAACUUUACCAUGCUGUCUGUGGACAAACUGACAAAGAUAACCCAGUUGCAUGUAUGUUGUCUUGUGGCAAAGCUAUAAACAUGUUCCUUGAACAUUUAAAAAUGGACAGUGAUGAAGGCAGCUAUCGAUUAUAUUUGUAUUCCUGCCAUGAUUCUACAUUAACUGCACUACUUGGAGCCUUUGGCAUCUUUGAUUUUAAAUGGCCUCCAUUUGCUGCUGAUUUGCGGAUAGAGCUUUAUGAGGAUAGAGAAAGCAAAAAAUUUGUCAAAGUCUCUUACUUAAGCAAGAAUGUGAUUGCCCGUGGCUGUACAGAGAUUUACACUCCAUAUGCAAAAUUUAUGAAGGGAAUUUCUUCUCUUGCUGUUGAUACAGAUUCUCAUGCAGCUGCCUGUUGCUGUAAAGAAAUUGAAAAACUUGCUCAUGGGAAUAAUGCCAUUAAUGAAGAUACAGAUGAUCCUGAGGAACACACUAAAGCAGAUGGAUAA